AUUAAAUGAAGCCUACAGCUAAAGUCUUUGAAUACUUGAAUUAAUACCAUUAUUAUCUCCCCCAAAAUCUUGAGCAAGUAUAGAAAAUGUAAUUAUCACCUUCAUUAAUAGGUUUUAUGAACAAAUGGUGUAGCAUUUGCAAUUAGGGGAUAGCUUUAAAAACUCAUUUAUCAGUCAAAUAUCACAUAUUAAUCAAAAAGCAUAGAGAGAACCAGAAUUCAGAUAAUUGAUACGGGAUACAUGGUUUGGAUUUGUCAAUAAAACAUCCAUUACUCAAAUAUGUUCAAUGAUACAUCAAUAAGAGGUAAAGGAUGUCCAGGAAUUCAUAUUGAAAGUCUUACUAGAACCGAAAUCAUUUGAGAUCACUUAUGUUGAUGAUUUACUAUCAGUUUAUGAGGCCUAUUUUUAAUCUGUAUUAAAUUAGUGUAUUUUAGAAUAAAGGUAUGGCUUAAGUAGUUAUCAGGAAUAGAUUCAGAAUGAUAAUCAGUAAGCUGAUAUGUAGCAAAUACAUAAAAUCAUUAGACUCUCGAUAUUAAUAAAAGGUUAACUAAUUCCUCUUUGACAUCUACCUUAAAAGGAUUGAAAGACUAGAUUAAAAUAUUGUAAUUUCAACAGAAUUCUUGACAGAAUCCAAUUUCUUUUAGAAAAUGUUUGAGUAAUUAUUUGAUUCAUCAGAAAUGCAAGGAACCUUUUACAACCUUAUAAAGAAUGUAAUCUAAAUUAUUGUUCGUGAAAUUACAAUCAUAACAUCAUCUUUAGAUAUUUUCACUCAAUUCUAUUAAUUGUAUUGUGAGAGGGAUAAAAUUCUAUUUGAAAAAUGGGAUCCAAGAACCAACAUUGAUCAGAGUAAAUUAGCUACUGAAGUCUAUUAGAAAUAUAAAGAAAGUUAAGAUUUAAGAGAAGCAAUACGGAUAGUUUUUUAGAAAAUCACUCAGAAUCAAAGCAUAGAUUAUAAGAAAUUGUUAAAGGAUUUGGUCUCUAAAGACAUAUAUAAUAGAGAGAAUGAAUAAUGGGUCUGUACGAUUUUGAAAGAAUUCGAUUAGUAUUAAAUCCUAAGAAAUCGAAAACAACCUGGUCCAACUGAUUUUCAAUCUUAUUUGAGAGCUCAAGGAUUCACAUUGAAAGCAGAAAGAAAAGGGGAAUAAGAAUAUGAUCAUGCUAAAUUUAAUAUAAUUAUACAUGAUCAAACCAAUUUUACCGUGUAUAAUAAAAUUAACAAGCAGACUAAAAAAUUUACGUAGAUAAAAGAAGUAUAUCAUUAUAUACAAAAUAGCAUUUAGAAUUUCAAUAAUUGA
Paramecium octaurelia is the source of this 1295-nucleotide messenger RNA. The record is from the annotation of a GenBank genome assembly. Lineage: Eukaryota; Ciliophora; Oligohymenophorea; Peniculida; Parameciidae.